This is a messenger RNA of Caenorhabditis angaria, 1044 nucleotides long. The record is from the annotation of a GenBank genome assembly. NCBI's taxonomy places the organism in Eukaryota, Metazoa, Nematoda, Chromadorea, Rhabditida, Rhabditidae.
AUGAAUGAACUUCUGGCAAUUAUCGUAAUUGUAAUCGUUUGUUGCUUGAUGUUUUUCGCAUGGCUUUUAUCGAUGGCUGUUUGUCCGGAUGCAAUGGUUAAUAUUAUGGCUGGAAGAAAGGAAAAAUAUAGUAGUUCGACUGAUUCGAAAGAACUUAUUGCAAGAUGUGAAGAGGCUAAUAUUAGUCAUGUAAGAGAAUUUCUAAUGCAUCUAUUCAUUUGCGAAAAAAACCGAAAAAAAUGUAUUUUUUUUACAAUAUUUUUCUAUUCACCAAAAUGCACGAAAUAAAUGUCAAUCGUGACGAGACCCACACACAUUUCAAGGAGAAAAACAUGCGAGAAAAAAAAAACAAGAAAUGAAAUUUUCGAAAGCAUGCAUUUUUCACACUCGUUGCCUUGAAAUGAGUGUGGGUCUCGUCACGAUUGCAUGUAUUUCGCGACAAUUUGUAAUUUUGGUGAAUAGAAAAAUAUUGUAAAAAAAUACAUUUUUUUUCGUGCUUUUUUGCAAAUGAAUAGAUGCAUAAAUUUUUUGAAUGAAAUCUGGAAUAAUCAAUUCAAAAUUUCCAGGAAUUCUUGAAAAACGUGGUUUCUGCCGAAAAAAUGCCACAACCUUUGUCGACAAGAAGAUCGAGUGAUAAGAAAUUGAGUGUUGUUCCAGAAGCUGAUGAACAGGUAACUUUAAUUUAUUGUAGAAAAAUCAGGCAAGGUCUACUCGAGAGAAAUAAUUUUUUUUUCGAGAAAAACGGUUUUGAAAAAUCGGGUGCAAAUUCUACAGUAACGCAAAGUUUUACGAAAAAAAGUAGAAAAGAAAAAUUAUUUUUAACAAAAUAGUAAUAUUAGAACUUAUUGUUAGUAAUUCAAACAUUAAUAAACAUAGAUUCAAAGAUAUUUUUCAGAAUUAGAAUUUUCAAAUUUUGUUUUUUUUUCAUUUAAUUUUUUCCAGUCAACAGUUCAAUCAACAAUUCACUCAAUUCGUCCAACAAUUCUUCGCAAUCCGUCAGUUCCAGUCAAACUCGAAGAAGAAGAUUCGACUGAAAUCGCUUGA